UGUUAGAGUUGAGAUUUUACCUUCUCUAGACUCAGAUCUCAUUAAGCUUGAUCUACGGCAUGCAGGAACGAGGGACGGGGCUUCUCGAUGAAUGCACGAAAGAUGGGACACUCGACAUGUACGGGGAGCCAGCAGCAAGAGACAGAACAGGUGGAUGGAGAGCAGGAUCUCUGGUUCUUGUAAGUGAAGGACUUGCUGCUCUUGCGUUUACUGGAAUAGAAGUAAACAUGGUGCUUUUCUCCAAAUCCGUGUUGAGGCAGACGAACGCGGAUGCAGCGAAAACAUUCAGUACAUGGAUGGGAACUCUCAACAUCUGCACUCUGCUGGGGGCUUUUCUCAGUGACUCAUACUUGGGAAGAUAUCUAACUUGUGUUGUAUUUCAAGCUGUCUUAGUCAUUGGAUUAGUGAUACUGUCUCUGUCAACUCAAGAGUUUAUGCUUGAACCAAAGGGUUGUGGAAAGAUUGGAGAUGUAUGCCACCAACCAUCACCAGCUAAAGUUGCUUGCUUCUACAUAUCUAUAUACUUGCUAGCUUUGGGGAGUGGGGCUAUAGAACCGGCAAUGGCCACACUGGGUGCAGAUCAGUUCGACGAGGAAGAUGCAGAAGAGAACAAAUCGAAAACGGCAUUCUUCAGUUACUAUUAUGUAGCUCUUAAUCUUGGAUCAUUAAUUGCGGAGACAGUUUUGGUGUACAUAGAAAAUCUAGGGCGAUGGGUGCUGGCCUUUUGGAUCUCAACCUCUUGUGGCUUGUUGGCUUUGGCUUUCCUGCUGAGUGGGACGUCUCGGUACAGACACAUGAAGCCGCCCUCUGGUAACCCCAUCUCCAGAUUCUCUCAGGUGAUCUCUGCAUCUGUAAGAAAGUUAAAGCUCGGCGUGUCCUCAAAUGGAGAAGAUAGGCUCUAUGAAGUUCGAGACAAGGAUGACAAGGAAUUUGGUCGGAGAAUAUCACAUACCGAUGAUUUCAAGUUUCUUGACAGGGCGGCGGUUAUGACUGAAUCAGACGAGAUAUUUCUAAAUAAGGGGCAAACUCCAAAUCCAUGGCAUCUUUGUACAGUAACACAAGUUGAGGAAGUGAAAUGUGUGCUGAGAUUGCUUCCAAUAUGGUUCUGCACAAUAGUAGCAUCUGUAGUAUUUGUGCAGGUCCUCUCUCUCUUUGUGGAGCAGGGAGCAUCCAUGAACACGGUGAUAAACAGCUUCCACGUCCCCCCAGCCAGCAUGACUUGCUUCGACAUCAUAAGCACUUCAACUUUCAUCAUCUGCUAUGAGAGGUUGCUUGUACCAUUAUACACCAGACUGACCAAGAGAAAGCUUAAGACUCCAAGUGAGCUGCAGAGGAUGGGAAUCGGGAUGGUGAUAUCAAUUGUUGCCAUGAUCAUUGCAGGCCUGGUCGAGCAAUGGAGACUCAAGUAUGCAGACGAAGGCGAAACGAGUUCUCUCAGUAUUUUCUGGCAAAUCCCACAGUAUGUGCUUGUGGGAGUUUCCGAAGCCUUCAUCUACGUCGCUCAAUGGGAAUUCUUCACAUCGCAGAUACCUGACAGAUUGAAGAGCUUGGGGCUGGGAUUAUCAAUGUCUUCAUCAGCUCUCGGUAGCUAUCUCUGCACCAUAAUUGUGACAGUGGUUAUGAAAACUACAGCAAAGCAUGGGAAACCCGGUUGGAUACCUCCAAAUCUGAACCAAGGCCACAUGGACAGGUUUUUCUUCUUGUCAGCUGCUCUCAUCACUUUCAAUCUCGCACUCUUCAUCACCUGCGCAAGCCGGUUUAAGUGCAUCAAACUAGAGAAACGACAUGAAGGGAAGGAAGCGCCGGCUGCUCUGCCUUGACCUCUGCUGUUAUGCCUUGACAUGAUGAAGACGACGACUCACCUUACCUUUAUCUGUAGCAUCUGCACUAGGAAAACAUGAAGAAAAGCAAGAACUGUAGAAGGGUAAACGUGUAGUCUAUGCUAUAGAGGAUGUAAGGUUUCUGGAAAUAAACAAGAAUCUUAACACCA
This is a messenger RNA of Salvia hispanica, 1990 nucleotides long. RefSeq names its product protein NRT1/ PTR FAMILY 7.3-like. Gene Ontology annotation, biological process: transmembrane transport. Lineage: Eukaryota; Viridiplantae; Streptophyta; Magnoliopsida; Lamiales; Lamiaceae. Gene Ontology annotation, molecular function: transmembrane transporter activity. Gene Ontology annotation, cellular component: membrane. The record is from RefSeq and is a predicted model, not a curated record.